Molecule: messenger RNA, 789 nt
Organism: Rotaria socialis
Lineage: Eukaryota; Metazoa; Rotifera; Eurotatoria; Philodinida; Philodinidae
Source: the annotation of a GenBank genome assembly
AUGAGUAAAUCAUUGAAACAGUUAAAUCACAUCGAACGAGUUUCUCGUCGAACACGUCAUCAUCAAAUAUAUUUAAAUCAAAAGCAAGAUGAAAAAUUCUAUCAGAAUUUAAAUAAUCUGAUUGGUCAAUACGAACAAACUCGUUUACGGUUAAAAGCAUCGGUUAAACUUGAAAAACAACGAAAAGAUGUACUCGAUAUAACUGUUGAACAUAUUUCAAAUGAUCGAAAACGUCAUUCAUUAUCGACAAAUACAAAACAAAUCAAACAGAAAAAUAUUCAAACACUUCCCCAGAUCGAUCCCACAGAACGAUACACGAACAAAAAUCUAAAAAAUCUCCCGUCAUCACCCAUUAAUUUACCUCCUGUUGAAACUCAAUGUCGACUUUUUUCAAAGAAUUGCCAAUUGUAUCCAUGUCAGCCAGUCUACGAAUACACGAGUUUCAAUACAAAAGAUCACGAUCAAACGUUACGACGACGAGAUACUUCCGGUGACAGUUCUCAUUCUGAUUCGUCUUCGUCGAAUCUUCAAGAAUUAGUUUCAGAAAUUAAAGAAAAAAAAUAUGAACCCGAUCGUCGACAAUUAGCAUUGACAAUCGAUAAUCAAUAUCAUCUUGCUAACCGACAUAAUUUUAUGACACGUACAAAGGCACAUCUUGACGCAGAAAGUCGUUUAUUACAAGAACGAUUAGCUGAAAAAACAAAAUUUGACCACGAUCAAGAUUAUCGAAAUAAUUUAAAGCCAGCUAUCCAACGUCAUCUAAAAAUUUCAGCAAAAUUUUGCGCAUGA